This is a messenger RNA of Paraglomus occultum, 135 nucleotides long. Lineage: Eukaryota; Fungi; Glomeromycota; Glomeromycetes; Paraglomerales; Paraglomeraceae. The record is from the annotation of a GenBank genome assembly.
AUGCGAAAGAAGUUGACAGAUCGUAUAGACGACAAGGAUACUGGCGUCAGAGUCCAGGCCGUUGUAGCACUAUCCAAGUUUCAGGCAGGAUGUGAUGUCGGAAAUGUGACAGUCGUGAAAAUUCCUUCAGUAUAA